This is a messenger RNA of Anopheles funestus (African malaria mosquito), 1089 nucleotides long. RefSeq lists its product as uncharacterized. The transcript has 3 exons. Bases 1 to 1089 code for a protein of 362 amino acids. NCBI's taxonomy places the organism in Eukaryota, Metazoa, Arthropoda, Insecta, Diptera, Culicidae. The record is from RefSeq and is a predicted model, not a curated record.
AUGGUUCGUAACAACGGUAAUCAAACGCAGUACUUUGGGCUGGAAGUGUUAAUAUUCGAAAACAUAGCAGCAAAGCUUAACUUUUCCAUCGAAUACGUUUCACCGCCAAGGCAUACGAAGUGGGGCAUACUGCGAUCGGUGAACAGCACCGGACAGAUGGGAAUGCUGCAGCGAAGUGAGGCGGAUGUAGGAUUCGGCAGUACUGGGCGCAGCAUAGAUCGGAACAUGUACUUACGAUCAAGCAUCCCAAGCAUUGUGACACAAUUAUCGAUGACCAUUCCGCCUAAGGUGCCGUACACUUCAUUGGAGAAAUUGUUUCUACCGUUCAGUUUGUCUGCAUGGUUGCUGGUCGCUGCUGGUUAUGCGAUCAUCUACUGUUUGUAUGUUGUGCUGUUCCGCACAAAGUACCAUCCUUACCUGGAACACAUACCUGGCAUUUUCUAUACGAUCUGGACCAUCCUGAUGGGUGGGCCGGGGCGUGACGUACGACGGAACAGUACCCGUAUCUACAUGAUCAGUCUGGUGCUGAAUGCGUUCGUCGUGCGUAAUCUUUAUCAAUCAGCAUUGUUUCAAUAUCUGAAAGCGAACGAUGUGAUGGCAGCCAAUUUGCAUACGUACGACGACAUUAAUAAGGCCGGAUUAAGCUACUACAUGCAUCACAGCACAAAGAAGUUUUUUGAGGACAACCCGGAUGUUAACAGCACAAUUCGGUUGAUCGCGGACGAGCACAUCAAUUCGGAUGAAAUUUUGUACAACAUAUCUCACCAUCUGCUGCAGGGCGUUAUUCCAUCGCCGCUCGAGAGCAUAUUUUACUACGUAAAAAGCCACGGCCACCAGGGCAUGGUGUAUAAACCGUUCGACAACCUACUGCAUCAGCUGCACGCCGGUGGAUUCAUCGUACACUGGAAGGGCAACUAUCGUAACAAUCCCGAUACGUGGAUGAAUUACGAGCAGGAGAACGUACCAACACCACUGCAACUGCAUCAAGUAUCGGGAGGAUUUUAUCUGUGGGCUUUUUGUAUGUUUGUGGCAAUGGUGGUAUUUACGGUAGAGCUGAUACUAUCAAAGGUCACACGUGCGAGUAAAUAA